This is a messenger RNA of Cydia fagiglandana, 1214 nucleotides long. RefSeq names its product macrophage mannose receptor 1 (gene tfc). The transcript is spliced from 5 exons. NCBI's taxonomy places the organism in Eukaryota, Metazoa, Arthropoda, Insecta, Lepidoptera, Tortricidae. The record is from RefSeq and is a predicted model, not a curated record. Gene Ontology annotation, biological process: biological process involved in interspecies interaction between organisms. Gene Ontology annotation, cellular component: external side of plasma membrane. Gene Ontology annotation, molecular function: carbohydrate binding. Bases 341 to 1168 code for a protein of 275 amino acids.
UGUUGCUACGAAAAUGAAACUUAUAACGUUAAAAGCAAAGUCUUAUUUCUAAUCUGACGAUGAGUGAGAUAGGCAUUCGUGAAAGUAAUCUCAUGGAUAGUUUGAUGACAUCGACCGGUCGCGUUCUUUUUGCUCCACCUGCGCGCAGCUUCUCAGUCUGACUCCUAAAUGCCGCGCCGCACGCGCCUCGAACGCGUCCGUUGAAAUCCGCGCGAAAAUGAAAUCGAGUUUCUAAAUUCAAACAUUCAUCCUAAAUUUAAUUUUUUUAAAUUUAUUGCCAGUGUCUAGUUUGUUUUAUCUGUUAGUUUUUAAUUUUUAAUUUUAAAAGUAAAGUGUAAAAAUGAAGUUUCUCUUUGGUCAUAAUAUUCCCAGUGUUGUUUUGAUGUCGCUGGUUUUACUGGCUAAUGCUCAAAGAUCUUCAAAUAACGUGCACAGAGACCUGGAUUUCGAAGAGCUAUCGCGUCAGAACAAGAUCACGAAGCAGAUCCUCGAAGCGUUUAUUCAGAAGAAGUUGGGGCUGGCGCGGCACAACGUCAGGGCGCCGUCUAUACGAGAUAUUCUGCCGGUGCCGAAGCAGCCUGAAGCGAGGCCUAUUAGGGAAUUGGGGCACGAAGGAGAUGUGCUGCAGGACAACCAGGACUUGCCUGAGGAUGAUAACUUGCAGAGCGUUGAGAGCGAACAGAUUGACUCCAUCUAUCCUGACGAAGAAUGUUCGAGCUGCAGCGACGAUGAGCUCGGAGUGACGCGGUGGACCAUGCCGCUGCUCAAAACGGGAGAGAAGAGAUACUAUUUGGGAAUAUUCUUCAAGGCGAACUGGUUUAAGGCGCAGCAGUACUGCCGGUUCCACGGCAUGCACCUCGCCUCCAUCGCCUCGCAGCAGGAGAACGACCAGCUCGAGAAAUACGUUAAGGACUCAGGUUACGGCCGCGAGCAUUUCUGGACGUCGGGCACAGACUUGGCCGAAGAGGGCAACUUCUUCUGGAUGGCCAACGGGCGGCCGCUGACCUUCGUCAACUGGAACGCGGGGGAGCCCAACAACUUCCGCUACGAGAACGGGGAAGAGGAGAACUGUCUGGAACUGUGGAACAGAGACGACAAGGGGCUGAAGUGGAACGACUCGCCGUGCUCGUUUGAGACGUUCUUCAUUUGCGAAGUGCGAUCGGAUUAAAUCAGUGGACAGACAUUGGAACGGCCAAGGCACAGGCAAGAGAUCC